AUGAGCGCGAGCGGCGGGCUCUCGGGUCUUUUUUAGCGCCAUCUGCUCGCGGCGCCGCCUCCUGCUCCUCCCGCCGCCGCCCUGAGUCACUGCCUGCGCAGCUCGGGCCGCUCGGCUCCCCGCGCUCGCCACCGAUACUUGGCAUUUGUACAACAUGGCAGACAUCGACAACAAAGAACAGUCUGAACUUGAUCAAGAUUUGGAUGAUGUUGAAGAAGUAGAAGAAGAAGAAACUGGUGAAGAAACAAAAAUCAAAGCGCGUCAGCUGACUGUUCAGAUGAUGCAAAAUCCUCAGAUUCUUGCAGCCCUUCAAGAAAGACUUGAUGGUCUGGUAGAAACACCAACAGGAUACAUUGAAAGCUUGCCUAGGGUAGUUAAAAGACGAGUGAAUGCUCUCAAAAACCUUCAAGUUAAGUGUGCACAGAUAGAAGCCAAAUUCUAUGAGGAAGUUCAUGAUCUUGAAAGAAAGUAUGCUGUUCUUUAUCAGCCUCUGUUUGAUAAGCGAUUUGAGAUCAUUAAUGCCAUUUAUGAACCUACAGAAGAAGAAUGUGAAUGGAAACCAGAUGAGGAAGAUGAAAUUUCGGAGGAGCUAAAAGAAAAGGCCAAGAUUGAAGAUGAGAAAAAGGAUGAAGAAAAAGAAGAUCCCAAGGGAAUUCCUGAGUUUUGGCUGACCGUUUUUAAGAAUGUUGACUUGCUCAGUGAUAUGGUUCAGGAACAUGAUGAGCCUAUUCUGAAGCACUUGAAAGAUAUUAAAGUGAAGUUCUCAGAUGCUGGUCAACCUAUGAGUUUUGUCUUAGAAUUUCACUUUGAACCCAAUGAAUAUUUCACAAAUGAAGUGUUGACAAAGACAUAUAGGAUGAGAUCAGAACCAGAUGAUUCUGAUCCCUUUUCUUUUGAUGGACCAGAAAUUAUGGGUUGUACAGGGUGCCAGAUAGAUUGGAAAAAAGGGAAGAAUGUCACUUUGAAAACGAUUAAGAAGAAGCAGAAACACAAGGGACGUGGGACAGUUCGUACUGUGACCAAAACAGUUUCUAAUGACUCUUUCUUUAACUUUUUUGCCCCUCCUGAAGUUCCUGAGAGUGGAGAUCUGGAUGAUGAUUCUGAAGCUAUCCUCGCUGCAGACUUUGAAAUUGGUCACUUUUUACGUGAGCGUAUAAUCCCAAGAUCAGUGUUAUACUUUACUGGAGAAGCUAUUGAAGAUGAUGAUGAUGAUUAUGAUGAAGAAGGUGAAGAAGCGGAUGAGGAAGGGGAAGAAGAAGGAGAUGAGGAAAAUGAUCCAGACUGUGACCCAAAGAAGGAUCAAAAUCCAGCAGAGUGCAAGCAGCAGUGAAGCAGGAUGUAUGAGGCCCUGAGGAUAACCUGCACUGAUCUGCCUUCUGCUUCCAUGGAAAGGAUGAAUUUGCACCAUUUGACAAGCCUAUUUCAAGUUUUUUGUUUGUUUGUUUGCUCAUUUUUGUUUUUGCAUCCUAAAAUAAAAAUGUCAUAUAAUUUUAGUUCUCAAAAGAUAACGUCUUAACUUUGUACUAAUUCAGGUAGAAGCAGAGGCCUAGCUUAAAUUAUGUACCCAGUUUACCAUAUUAUUGAAGAAAG
Budorcas taxicolor (takin) is the source of this 1590-nucleotide messenger RNA. RefSeq names its product nucleosome assembly protein 1 like 1 (gene NAP1L1). Lineage: Eukaryota; Metazoa; Chordata; Mammalia; Artiodactyla; Bovidae. The transcript is spliced from 16 exons. Gene Ontology annotation, cellular component: nucleus; chromatin. Gene Ontology annotation, biological process: nucleosome assembly. Gene Ontology annotation, molecular function: chromatin binding; histone binding. The record is from RefSeq and is a predicted model, not a curated record. The coding region runs from base 155 to 1330 and encodes 391 amino acids.